UUCUAUCAGACCAAAACCCUUUCUUUGAAUCCCAUAAAUCAAAAUUCUCGAUCUUCAAAUUCCAUAAAAAUCUCUCCUUUAGUUGUUCCCUUAAACAGAUCAAGAGUUUGAUUCGUGAAAGAGAAGAUUUUUAAUCUCCGCCUCAAUCGAGUCCGAUGUCGAUACGUAUUAUUCCAUACGAUGGCUCAAUCUCCGGCGAGCCAUCUCCGUCUCCGGCGCCACCGAAGGCGAACACGAAGAAUCUACCAACGAAGAUUCUCUCCAACUUCCUUGUAGGUCUAAUCAUGAUCCCUCUAGCUGUAACCGCUUUCCUCUUUAUCAUCACGUCUCUUGGCUUCACCUUCUUCUUCGCUUUCUACUGGUUUCUUCACCGGAACUACCGCCACCGUCUCCGUCGCCAUCGCCGUCACGAAUACUCAGACGGGUUGUCUCCGAGAUGCGUGAAGAGGCUUCCCCAGUUCAAGUUUUGUGAGCCUGCAGAGUACGGAAGCGACGAUUGUGUAGUUUGUAUCGAUGGAUUCAGACAAGGACAGUGGUGCCGUAAGCUGCCUCGUUGCGGACAUGUGUUUCACCGCAAGUGUGUGGAUUUGUGGUUGAUGAAGGUCCCUACUUGUCCGAUUUGUAGGGAUAGAGUUUACAGAUUUGAUGAAGGAAGAAGAUGGAGACCAGAAGAUGAAAUUGUUUUCAGUCAGUGAAGAAGUUAGUUUUCUUAGUAGAUUUGUAAGUGUGUUUAGUUUGUUUUUGGUACCUUCAUGAUCUUGUUAGCAGCAAUUUUGGGGUUUCCAUCAAUAAUCAUGUACAGUGGCUUUUUUUUGUUUACACAGCUUCACAAUUGAAGCUUUGUUUCUUCAAUGUUUGGAUUAGAUCCAGAAAACGAAUAAUGAGUUUCUGUAGAGUUCAGCAUAGUUUGAAGUCUGAAUCAUGCCAAUUGCUUUUA
Molecule: messenger RNA, 937 nt
Organism: Capsella rubella
Lineage: Eukaryota; Viridiplantae; Streptophyta; Magnoliopsida; Brassicales; Brassicaceae
Product: RING-H2 finger protein ATL14
Exons: 1
Coding region: 156-695 (179 amino acids)
Source: RefSeq, a predicted model, not a curated record